Messenger RNA from Momordica charantia (bitter melon), 1334 nucleotides. Its product is annotated as Galactose mutarotase-like superfamily protein. Gene Ontology annotation, biological process: glucose metabolic process; beta-D-galactose catabolic process via UDP-galactose, Leloir pathway. NCBI's taxonomy places the organism in Eukaryota, Viridiplantae, Streptophyta, Magnoliopsida, Cucurbitales, Cucurbitaceae. Gene Ontology annotation, molecular function: carbohydrate binding; aldose 1-epimerase activity. The record is from RefSeq and is a predicted model, not a curated record.
AUGAUUCUAGGAGAUAGUGACGUCAUCAUCUCAGCUGGAGAUAUAAAUGUUCGAUUCCUUCUCAUCCAUAGUUCCUCUCUCUGAUCUCUCUCUCUGAAAGACAUUCCAAUGGCGGAUCAGACCCAGAAGCCAGAGCUUUUCGAACUCAACAAUGGAACCAUGAAGGUCCUCCUCACCAAUCUUGGAUGCACCAUCACUUCUCUCUCUGUUCCAGACAAAGAGGGAAAAUUGGCUGAUGUCGUCCUUGGAUUUGAUACUCUCGAGCCUUAUCUGCAAGGUCUUGCUCCUUAUUUUGGGUGCAUUGUUGGUCGAGUCGCAAACAGAAUCAAAGAUGGGAAGUUUAAACUCAAUGGACAAGAAUACUCUCUGCCUAUUAAUAGACCACCAAAUAGUCUCCAUGGUGGGCAUAAAGGAUUUGACAAGAAAGUAUGGCAGGUGAUUGAACACAAAAAGGGCGAGAAUCCUUCGAUCACCUUUAAGUAUCAUAGUGCUGAUGGAGAGGAAGGUUAUCCAGGAGCUGUCUCAGUUUCUGCAACAUACACACUCACUUCAAGCACAACAAUGAGGCUUGAUAUGGAGGCAAUUCCUGAAAACAAGGCGACUCUGAUCAACUUAGCUCAGCACACAUACUGGAACUUAGGUGGGCAUAACUCCGGGGAUGUUCUAAACCAUUCAAUUCAACUUUGGGCGAACCAUGUUACUCCAGUUGAUGAGAACACGGUCCCGACUGGAGAAAUCAAGCCCGUUAAAGGCACCCCCUUUGAUUUCACUAAUGAAAAGAGGGUAGGUAGCUCUAUUCAUGAGGUUGGCAUGGGAUAUGACCACAAUUUUGUGCUCGACUGCGGGGAUGAAAAAUCUGGCUUGAAGCAUGUUGCGAAAGUGAAGGAACCAUCAAGCGCCAGGGUCCUGAACUUGUGGACCAACGCCCCCGGGGUGCAGUUUUACACAGGCAACUACGUCAACGGCAUAGUUGGCAAAGGAGGGGCUGUUUACGGUAAGCACGCGGGGCUGUGUUUGGAGACACAAGGAUUCCCUAACGCAGUGAACCAACCCAACUUCCCAUCUGUUGUUGUUCAGCCAGGUGAGAAGUACCAGCACACCAUGCUAUUUGAGUUUUCAGUUGAAUAGAGUGGUUUAGCUCCAAAUGAUAACAAUGACAAUAAGGUCAAUUACCAGUUUUGUGUGGCAGAGAAUAGUAUUUCCUAUAUGCAUUUACUACAUAUUUGAUUUGGUUGUCCUUGUUUUAUGAUUGUAGAAGUUAACAAAGAGGAUGAGUAGUUUCGUGACGUGACGAAACCUAAUGAAAUGUUCUCGCAUCGUUUUGAAGCAUCAUA